CGCCCAUGCCCAUGCCCAUGCCCAUGCUCAGGCCCAUGCCGACGCCGACGCCGACGCCGACGCCGUCACUACUGAAAGAAGAAAGCGCUGGAGAACGGAAAGCCAAAAAUGAUUGCUGCGCUUCUUUCUGCCGGCUUGGGCAUCGCUGCAGAACAGACAGUUACUAGUCUGGUUUCGAGGGCUGUCAGAUCAGCCGCGCCCAUUGUUAUUGCACUGCACUGCACUGCACUGCACUGUACGUUCCUGAAAUUGCAUCCAGCGGCUCUUCCAGUCAGAUGUCACAACGGCCUUCUCCAGAUGUUCUGGCCUUGUCAGGGGCCGCUUCCAGAAGAUUUGGUGUCCUUUAUGGCAAGAUUAAGAGCGAUUAGGGCUGAGCCUUGAAAAAAUCCUUCCAUCAGGGCCACUUAAGUGCCGCGUGCCAUGUCGCCGACUCACUGCGUCCUUCAGUUCAGGACAGACAGAAAGCAAGAAGAGAGUGAAGGAAGUAGAGGAUAUGGCACCCGGAAUAAUCCGUGUAGCCCCAGAGCAAGUACGGAGGACAGAAUGUACUCGUCCACUUCCACUGACGGCGGAUGUCUUGCAUGCGCAGUGCAGAGACCGCACAGUGCGACAGAUGCCGUGAUCAGGACAGGUAGUCGUAUAUGAAACACAAAAGGCAUUCUUGUCCUGAGCUCGUCAUAGGCUGUGCCCGUAUUUCAGUAUCCUGUGUUGCAGCCUCUCCAGCUUCAACGGAGGAAACAGCCAGCACUGGGUCUCUGGUCGAGCAUCAUGCCAGACCAGGAGUGAGUCUCCUGCAUGAGUAAUUUUCCCCUCCCGAAGUCUCUCCUAAAUGAUAUGGUAUGGUAUGGUAAUGUAGGUAUAAGGGGCAAGACCAGCCGGUCUCUCGCUGGUGCUCGUGGAGCUGGUGAGGGUGAUGGUGAGUAGUCGCGCUUGUUGUCUGUCUCUCUCCCACUUGUCUAUCGUCUCCUGCUCAUGCCGCAUGCUGGUCUCGAAGGCUGGCUCCUCCUUUCUGAAUCCCAUCCAUCAUCCACCAUCCAUCGUCUCGGACUGCACAUCUCUCCACUUCACGGCCCCUGUCUGGCGAAGCUCUCCAUGGGAGCUUCCUGGCCUUUCGAAGCGUGCUGGACCUCUGGAUCUCGUUGCCCUUCGUCCCAUCCUUGUGCAAGGGGCGGCUUCCGUCGUCCGUCAGGUGAGAUGUUGGACGUGUUUGCAGAGCUUAUUCGUUCACGAUGCUUUUGGCGAAAAAGUGCGCUUGCAGUCUCAAGUCACUUCUGGCGCGCCAUUGGCUGAGGGAAGGGAAAGGCAUGUGAGACUAGACCAAGAAGAUCCGAAAUGGAAUCUACCUCCACACAUCCAGCCAACCAGCCAGCCAACCAGCCACACACCACUUACCGAAGCGAACUCACUGACUUGA
Cadophora gregata is the source of this 1414-nucleotide messenger RNA. RefSeq lists its product as uncharacterized. Lineage: Eukaryota; Fungi; Ascomycota; Leotiomycetes; Helotiales; Ploettnerulaceae. The coding region runs from base 914 to 1414 and encodes 166 amino acids. The record is from RefSeq and is a predicted model, not a curated record. The transcript has a single exon.